GUGCUCUGUGUUUGCUUUGAAGUGCCCCAUGCAUCUGCAGGCUCUGCUCCUCACUUCUUCCUGACGCCCUCCACAGUGACAUCUGUCAUGGAUGGAGUUUGCAAUGUAAUAGCCUCUUCUGCUACAAAUCCUGAGGCUUCACGACUCAUCUAUCUGCCAGGCAAAGUGUUUCCUGACCUUUUUAAGAAAGCUGGAGACGGCGAAGCAGCCGGACUGGAGGGUGCCCCAUCUGCCUGGAACCAAAACAGCGUCGCUGAGAGUCCUGGAGGGGAGGAAACUUGCAGCUCGGAGCCAGCAGUGCGGGCUGAGAGCUUGCAUGACCUCCCCUUCCCCCAUAGAGGGAAGAUUGGACUGGCUGCUAUUGUAUUUGAGCAUAGCAGUGCUGCAUGGAGCCAAGGACGUCUCAGUUUCUCCUGUUGCUCUGCCAGUGAGGGGACACAAAGAGCCGAGAAGGGACAGCACCGGGACAGCAGAUCAAAAGGAUAUCCCAUACCAAAAGGGAUCAUGCUGAGUCUGCAGAUACUGGAGUGCAGCCCACGGGCCGGGAGGGGAAGGCUGCAGUUUGGCUUUUGCUCCCUGACCACCAGCCAGCUCCUAUCUCGGGAUGGAUCCAGCAGCAGCGCGGGUGCUCGCAUCCAAGAGCCCCAUUGCUCUGCCAGGGCCACACAGGAUGUUCCAAGAUUGGCCAAGAUUCUGUUUGGAAAUAGAAGCAUCCUGCUUUCCAGCCCGUAAUACUCCUCGUUUGGAAUUGUGAGCUGAGUAUCGCAUGAAUGGGGCUUCUUUGCUGAAGGUUUGAGAGAAUUGAAACCAAAUGUUUAAAGCUAUGUGUCCAAAAUGCGUGGCUUGACUGAACUCCGACUGUUGUGUUUUUUUAAACUAUAAACAAUAUUGAGAUUCUCGCUAUUUAUCCCCACAUGCCUUAAGAAUUGUUUGAAAUUCUUUAGACAUUUUUUCAAGAACUCAAAACCUGUUUCCCAUGUAUGUUUGUGCUGGCAGCUGAUAUCUAAAGGACAGCUCAGCUCCUCUGAUUUCCCUUUAGCUGUGCAGUCCAGAAUGGGGCAGGAUGAGCUCUCUAGGAACCUUUUCCAACGGCCUUAAGUUGUGCCAGAGGAGGUUCAGGCUGGAUGGUAGGAAACAUUUAUUCUGCGAAGGAGUGGUGAUGAAAGGGCACAGCUGCCUGGGGAGGUGGAGGAGUCACUGUCCCUGGAGGUAUUUAAGAACCAUGGGGACAUGGGCA
Molecule: messenger RNA, 1237 nt
Organism: Meleagris gallopavo (turkey)
Lineage: Eukaryota; Metazoa; Chordata; Aves; Galliformes; Phasianidae
Source: RefSeq, a predicted model, not a curated record